Messenger RNA from Poeciliopsis prolifica (blackstripe livebearer), 1168 nucleotides. Its product is annotated as endothelin-2. NCBI's taxonomy places the organism in Eukaryota, Metazoa, Chordata, Actinopteri, Cyprinodontiformes, Poeciliidae. The transcript is spliced from 6 exons. Gene Ontology annotation, molecular function: endothelin B receptor binding; hormone activity. The record is from RefSeq and is a predicted model, not a curated record. Gene Ontology annotation, biological process: intracellular calcium ion homeostasis; regulation of vasoconstriction; vein smooth muscle contraction. The coding region runs from base 155 to 625 and encodes 156 amino acids. Gene Ontology annotation, cellular component: extracellular region.
CCACUCAGAGGCCUGAAAGCCGCAGACAUUCCUGGAAUGUGUUGCAGGAUUGAAUGCCAAGGGGUCGAAUGUGGCCGCCACAGGAGGAGGGGGCGGGGAGCUUGUGUCGUCACAUCACAGAGGAGGAGAGAGGCUCAUCCACACUGCAUCAGCCAUGCCAUCUCACAGCAACCUUCUCCUGCUGGUCACUCUUUGGGUCUCUGUUCAAGACGGUUUGGGUCUCCCGGUUGUGAAACAGUCAGACCCAGAAGCCGUCGACGGCGUGCAGACUCACCGGGUGAGGACCAAGCGCUGCUCCUGCAGCGAGCUGCUGGACACUGAGUGCCACUACUUCUGUCACCUGGACGUCAUCUGGGUCAACACACCCAGUAAGACAACGAUUUAUGGCCUAGGCGGAGGCUUGAGGCGACGCAAAAGGUCUGCUGGGCGCUGCACCUGUGCCCGGCUCAACGACAAGACCUGCACCGAUUUCUGCCAUUUCCGUAAUGAGAUCCAGUCUGUGAAGAAGUUUCAGCUUGACAUGCUUCACAUCUUGAGAACGGCAUCCAAUAAAUCAAAGCAGGAAGUAGACACAGGGCGUGCAGGUGGACAGCAGUUAUCCCAAGCUAAGAGGGAGAACGUGUGAUGAACGGGCAAGCUGCAGAAGCAGCAAGAAAGAAAGAAAGAAAGAAAGAAAGGAGCAGAAGGCGAGCACCUGAACAAAUUCCACUCCUCCAGCAGAGAGGUCGCUAAGGGAUGUGUUCGAUUCGGGAAGGCCACGUGUUAUUCUGUUUAAUCGAAAGCUGGAAAUACAUGCCCGAGGUCUACAGGUACACGCUGGAAACAGAAGUGGAGGAUCAAGAGAGGUGGAGAUCCAACCGGGUUAUUUUGAGAAGUCUAUGGGAGCUGAAGCGACUGAGUCACAGGCCCGAAGAAAGAGAACGCAAGUGCAAAUACAAGCACGGAAAUAUGAAACUUGCAUGUUUUUUUUGUUGUUGUUUUUACUUAAUCUUUAAUUUCAAGAUUAUAUACAUAAAAAUUUGUUAAAUCGGAUGGAUAAACUGAUUGAUUGAUUGAAUAUAAUGUCAAAUGGCCUUUAACAUUUGACUGAUUGCUUAAGGGAAUUGAUUCUUGUUUGUUUUGGUAAAUGAAACUUAUAACUGUAAAGCAUCAUUAAAAGAUCAAUAAA